Molecule: messenger RNA, 4472 nt
Organism: Solea senegalensis (Senegalese sole)
Lineage: Eukaryota; Metazoa; Chordata; Actinopteri; Pleuronectiformes; Soleidae
Product: extracellular calcium-sensing receptor-like
Exons: 9
Coding region: 1355-4000 (881 amino acids)
Biological process (GO): G protein-coupled receptor signaling pathway
Cellular component (GO): membrane
Molecular function (GO): G protein-coupled receptor activity
Source: RefSeq, a predicted model, not a curated record
AACUGGGAUAUCUUUUGAUAUUAUAGUCAAUUCCAGUGAUUAUUUAGACUGAUUUUAAAGGCUUGGAUUUAGAUAGUUGGUACAGAAGAAAAUAAAUAAUUAUUGGCAUCUGCAUAUCUUGAAAACUCUUUCACAUCACAUUUAUCUUAGACUCUUUUAACACAAUCUAAUAACUCACUAGUCUUUCAGUUCACUUGUGUGCCAGGAUUCAAUUUGCAAAAAACUGCUCCAAUUGUCCCCAGUGCUAUCUUGGAAUCUUCUGCAGCAUAAUGGCAAAGUAAAUUCUCUUGGAUAAUUUGGUUACUUAUGGCAUUAAUUCAACAACCACCAACUAACUGCAACUGAUUUAAAUGACAUGGGCUCUCACUUAUCUAACGUGUGUAAUAAAUAAUGAUAAAUAAUACAUUCAAAUUGUUAAAACUAGGUGAGGGUUGUUCUAUAUACAGAAGACCAAUUUAGAGGUGGUGGAAACCAUUCGGCUCACCGGUGAUCCUCUGUUCACUAAUGAGCCCAGGCUUAUGGCACCAAAGGACAGGAAGCCAAGAAAUGUUUAGGGAGGCUGCAGUAAAUACAAAGGCUGAACUCCUAAGGAAAAAUUCCAAAAAACAAAACAUUUAGUUCACCUCAUGGACAUUCAGAUCUCUUAAAUGGGAGGGACCUGAUCACAACAAGAUCGUGGAGACUUCCUCUUCCCAACUUUCAAGAAACCAUCAGCAACACAUGAAACAAACCAUUUUAAAGGUUCGGCAGAAGAACCAACUGUAGUGGAUGGCCAGUGAAGCCUGGACAUCAGGCACUUCACGUGAGAUGGUCCCAACUCAUGCCUUACCUGGGUGGAACAUUGGGCAUCGCUAUUCUUUGAGGAGAAUGGAGGAGAAAUGCCAGGGCUCAGGGGCUUCCUGUUAAAAAUAUGUGACCAGCCACGAGCAAACCAGCAACAAGUCAGCCCAGCACAAAAAACCCAAGAAGUGUGUAAACUACUGAAUAUGACAGCUAUAACCUCCAGGUUAAAGCCCCUGUGAAACAUGAGAGUGAGAAAGGAAAUAUCCGCACUACUAGCCAAUGUGUUAUUUUUUGUUUUUAAUAGUAUUGUGUGAUUUGUUUUUGUUUCUAAUGGAUCAUAACUACUUGUGGCUAUUUGCUGUGAGUUCUGCUGGUAAUUUGAUAACAUCAAACUAGGUCCUUUGGUAUUGUUGUGAGUGAGAGACUCCUACUGGCAGAAACCACAUACUUUGAGAUGUGUUUUAGGCCCUGCCUCCAAUUCCUCUGAACUGAUGGGUGGUGUGCAAAAGUAAACGAUACUGCAAAUGCAUAAAAUAUGGUAACAUUGGCAUAACCCUGCACUUAGACAGGGAUGAACCCAAGCAAAGUCAUGAGGAAGUUUUUAAACAACAAUUUGCUCUUGUUAAUUUUGUUCUCCUGCUUUUCCUCUGCUAUGUUCUCUCUUUAUUCCUCCUCUUGUAAAUUACAGGGACAGUUUCAUCUAAAUGGGAUGCACAAACCUGGAGAUGUGAUUCUAGGUGGAAUUUUCAGAUUCCACUUCUUUCCUGCUGAUCCUGACCUGUCUUUUACCUCAGAGCCACAACAGCCUGACUGCUACGGUUUUGAUAUUAUAGGAUUCAGGCAGGCUCAGACCAUGGCCUUUGCUAUUGAUGAGAUCAACAGAAACUCCAACCUGCUGCCUAAUGUAACUCUGGGAUACAGUCUGUAUGAUAACUGCAUCCAACUAGGAAUUGGAUUUCGUGCAGCACUGACCUUGGUCGGUGGUCAAGAAAAGCAAGUUACAUUAGAGGAGAACUGUUUAGGAACUCCUCCAGUCCUAGGGAUUGUGGGUGAUUCUUCUUCUACACGUACUAUUGCCAUAUCCACAGUCUUAGGUUUGUACAGAGUGCCUCUGGUGAGUUAUUUUGCCACAUGUUCAUGCCUGAGUGAUCGACAAAAAUUCCCGUCUUUCUUUAGGACAAUCCCGAGUGAUGCUUUUCAGGUGAAUGCUAUGAUUCAGAUUUUAAAACACUUUAAUUGGACCUGGGCGGGUCUGAUUGUCAGCGAUUCUGAUUAUGGAUUCCACGCCGCCCGGUCCUUUCACUCUGAUCUGGGUCCAGCUGGUGGAGGUUGUCUGGCUUACACAGAGAUUUUGCCCCGUGUUUACGACCCUGUUGAACUAAGGAGAAUAGUGGAUGUGAUGAGGAAAUCUACAGCUCGGGUGGUGAUUGUGUUUGCACAUAAGAGAAUCAUGUUCAACCUUAUGAAAGAGGUGGUGAGGCAGAAUGUGACAGGCCUACAGUGGAUGGCCAGUGAAGCCUGGACAACAGGCUCUUCACUCCAGACGCCCCACCUCAUGCCGUACCUGGGUGGAACAAUGGGCAUUGCAAUUCGUCGUGGAGGAAUGCCAGGGCUCAGGGACUUCCUGUUACAAAUACGUCCUGACUUACAUUACAACACCACCAUCGGAAAUAGCGUGGUAAAUCAAUUUUGGGAACACACAUUUCAGUGUAGAUUUGCACCACCUUCCGCAAGUUGGGUGGAAGCUGGAGGACAAUUAUGCACUGGACAGGAAGUUAUAGAGAAUGUGGAGAACGAUUUCUUGGAUAUUUCAAACCUCAGGCCAGAGUAUAAUGUGUAUAAGGCUGUGUACGCUCUGGCGUAUGCUCUUGAUGACAUGCUGCAGUGUGAGCCAGGGAGAGGACCUUUCAUCAACAACACCUGUGCUCAUUUACAAAGACUGGAGCCAUGGCAGCUUCUCCAUUACAUGGAAAAAGUCAACUUCACAACAACAUUUGGUGAUCAAGUGUCGUUUGAUGAAAAUGGUGAUGCCUUACCAAUAUAUGACAUCAUGAACUGGGUGUGGCUCCCGGAUGGAAGAACCAAAGUUCAGAGAGUGGGUGAGGUUAAGAGGUCAGCCUUCAAAGGUGAAGAACUCACACUGGAUGAAGACAAAAUCUUCUGGAACUUUGAAUCCAAACAGCCUCCUCGGUCAGUGUGCAGUGAGAGCUGUCCUCCAGGUACCCGCAUGGCCAGAAAGAAGGGGGAACCUGAGUGUUGUUUUGACUGUGUCCCUUGUUCUGAGGGAAAGAUCAGCAAUACAACUGACUCCAUGGAGUGCACCAGUUGUCCGGAAGACUUCUGGUCCAGCCCCCAGCGUGACCACUGUGUUCUUAAGAAAACAGAGUUCCUCUCCUACCAUGAGCCUCUGGGUAUCUGCUUAACAACCACCUCACUGUUGGGCACAUGUAUCUGUGUUGUUGUUCUGGGCAUCUUCAUCCAUCAUCACAGCACACCUAUAGUUCGUGCCAACAAUUCAGAACUCAGUUUCCUUCUUUUGGUGUCGCUCAAAUUGUGUUUCUUGUGUUCAUUGCUCUUCAUCGGACGACCCAGAACGUGGACUUGUCAACUAAGACAUGCAGCAUUUGGCAUCAGCUUUGUGCUUUGUGUCUCAUGUAUCCUAAUGAAAACCAUGGUGGUUCUGGCUGUGUUCAGGGCCUCCAAACCAGGAGGGGAGUCCAGUCUGAAGUGGUUUGGUACGGUGCAGCAGAGAGGGACAGUUCUGGUUCUGACUUCUGUUCAAGCAGCAAUCUGCACUGUCUGGCUUGUCUCUGCUUCACCAAUGCCUCAUAAAAACACCCAGUAUCACAGUGACAAGAUAGUUUAUGAGUGUGUAGUUGGGUCCACAGUUGGUUUUGCAGUUUUACUUGGUUAUAUUGGUUUACUGGCUGUCCUCAGUUGUUUGUUAGCUUUUCUAGCAAGGAAUCUUCCAGACAGUUUCAAUGAGGCCAAACUCAUCACUUUCAGCAUGCUGAUCUUCUGUGCAGUGUGGGUGGCCUUUGUCCCUGCUUACAUCAGCUCACCAGGCAAAUAUGCAGAUGCAGUAGAGGUAUUUGCCAUCCUUGCCUCCAGUUUUGGCCUCUUGGUGGCGUUGUUUGGACCCAAAUGUUAUAUAAUCCUGUUGAGACCAGAGAGAAACACAAAGAAAGCCAUCAUGAGUAGAAAUUCUGAAUCAUGAAAACAGCACAGGAUGAUACUAUUCAGUUAUCUUUCAAUAAUCCAAUAAUCCAAUAAUCCAGGUACAUGAUAGUAUGUUCGUAAUGAUAUCAAUGUUGUGUGAUUAAGGAAAAACUUUGAUGGUUAGUAUGUUGAUGAUGAUAUCAAUGUUGUGUGAUUAAGGAAGAACUUUGAUGGUUAAGACAUAACAUAUAGUAAUGUGUGAAUGUAUGUCCUGGUGACCUUGGAGAGACAGUCAUCACAUGCCUUUAGUCCAGGUUAAUACAAUUUGACUGGUAGAUAUUUCAGGCCAGACUUUUUAAUCAGGUUUAUGAAAUCCCAAACAGAUUCUACAAUUUUUAAACUUUUUCCUCUUUGUGUGUGAUGGUGAUACAGGCAGAUAUGGUGAAGGGAAGUAUCGUCUUUCCUUUUAAUCUUGAGGUCUGAUACAGGUUUUUGUAUCAAUCCCUUAAUAAAGUCAUUUUCAUCAUUAA